AUGCAGAAGUUCCUGCGAUCGAAAGCUUCGACAACCAAGAUACAGCAGGGCGAGGUGGCGUUCAGUACCGACCUGGACAAGGAUGAUUUGGUUGCCGAGGAGGAGAUGAAGAAACUCGGCAGUCGGCGGAAGGAGACAGAGCUCGCAGCCAAGACCCUCGACACGCUCCGGAAACGUGCUACGCCCAAGGAACGCGUGGGCCCUCAGGAGGCCAUCCGGAUAGCUAUGCUGAACAUCUACGAAAGAGGCGAGAUUAUCGACUACAAGGACAUCUAUUUCUGCGGGACGCAGAACGCACAGAAGGUCGUCGGUGAUCUCCAUUCCAAGGCCCCCAACUUUGGCUAUGACGACGACCGCGGUGACUACAGCAUUAUCAUCGGAGACCACCUGGCCUACCGGUACGAGAUUGUCGAUGUUCUUGGAAAAGGAAGCUUUGGGCAGGUUGUGCGAUGCAUCGACCACAAGACGGGUGUUCUGGUCGCAGUCAAGAUUAUCAGAAACAAGAAGCGGUUCCACCAACAAGCCCUGGUCGAAGUCAACAUCUUGCAAAAGCUUCGCGAAUGGGAUCCCAAAAACAGGCACAGUAUGGUCAACUUCACCCACAGCUUCUAUUUCCGCGAACAUCUGUGCAUCUCUACCGAACUACUCGACAUGAACCUCUACGAGUUCAUCAAGGCGAACGCAUUCCGUGGCUUCUCACUCAAGAUGAUCCGACGCUUCACGAAGCAGAUGCUCAGCUCCCUCAACCUCCUGAAGCAGAAAAAGGUCAUCCACUGUGACCUCAAGCCUGAGAAUAUCCUGCUGCGACAUCCUAUGCAUACCGAGCUCAAGGUCAUCGAUUUCGGCUCCAGCUGCUUCGAAAACGAAAAGGUCUACACCUAUAUCCAGUCCCGCUUUUACCGGUCUCCAGAAGUCAUCCUGGGAAUGUCGUACGGCUUGCCCAUCGACAUGUGGAGUCUCGGUUGCAUCCUGGCUGAGCUGUACACUGGCGUCCCCAUCUUCCCUGGCGAGAAUGAACAGGAGCAACUGGCUUGCAUCAUGGAGGUGUUUGGCCCUCCUGAAAAGCAUCUGAUUGAAAAGAGCACGAGGAAGAAGCUGUUCUUCGACUCCAUGGGCAAGCCGCGCCUCACGGUGUCAUCCAAGGGCCGGAGGAGGCGGCCUUCCUCCAAGACUCUGCAGCAGGCACUGAAGUGCGACGACGAGGCUUUCCUGGACUUUAUCAGCCGGUGUCUGAGAUGGGACCCCGACCGACGGAUGAAGCCCGAGGAGGCUAUCCGUCACGAAUUCAUUACGGGCCAGAAGAUGCCUGUGCCUGCACCCCGAAUGGCCACCGUCCGCGAGCAGUCACCUAUCAAGCGUCAUAAUACCAUCUCCACCCCUCGACCCCUUCCUGAACCCCCAGCGGCAGCGGCAAGCAUGAGGGUUAGCUCCAGCAUCCGGCCUGUCAAGGAUACAUCAGGGGUGUUCAGCGUCAGCUCCAGCCCCCUCAAGCCCAGCGCCACGACGGCCGCUCAUUCGAGGCGGCCAUCAGGUGUCUAUACUAUUCCACCCAAGCGUACAAGCACUGGGACCACUGGCGGUAGCGGUGGCGGCGGUGGCGGCGCCGGCGGGGCGAUUAGCGGUGGUAUCAGCAGCGGCCUCCCACGUGCUGCAGGUCGCAGUGUCAGCUCCAAGCAGGAUCUGGCCUCGGCAGGAGCAACUGCCGCCAUGGCAAGUCGGCGUGCUUAGGGAGCGCCGGUCUCGAGACCAAGCCGCCUGCGGCAUUCUAUGGGUAUAUAGAAAACAUUAGUCGGAGUAUGCUGGGUUUGGGGAGGAAGGACUUCAUUGUAGCAUGUCUUAUCAUCAAUGGCUAAUGAAGAUUUACAGCGGAUACGAGAGGGCGGUUCUGGCAUGGCUUGGCACGGCAAGGCGUUAAUACUCCAAAGGGUGUGAGGAAAUUUCAAAGUCAAUUGUGUGG
Messenger RNA from Cryphonectria parasitica EP155, 1957 nucleotides. RefSeq lists its product as uncharacterized. Bases 1 to 1728 code for a protein of 575 amino acids. Lineage: Eukaryota; Fungi; Ascomycota; Sordariomycetes; Diaporthales; Cryphonectriaceae. The record is from RefSeq and is a predicted model, not a curated record. The transcript has 2 exons. Gene Ontology annotation, biological process: peptidyl-threonine phosphorylation; peptidyl-serine phosphorylation. Gene Ontology annotation, molecular function: ATP binding; protein serine/threonine/tyrosine kinase activity; protein serine/threonine kinase activity.